AUGUCAACCAGCCACCAAGGAUCUUCUCAAGAUGAAGUGGUGAUGCCGCCAAUCAAUCUAUCGCCAACAAAGCGAGUCUACCUACAACUAGGAGAAUCGAUUCCCCACGCAAGUCCGGACAUGAAAUUUGCCCGCGAUCGUCUUGGCACAUUGCUCACAUCGAUCAAAAAUGGCGAAGUGCAACCAAUAGUAACUGAUUCAAAAGUUGAAGAUCAAAAAAGCAUUGGACGGCCUCGUUAUCCGAGAACUCGACGUGAGAGAAGAGUGGUUUUUGAGCUUCGUGGAAAGCCGUUUGGAUUAAGAGAUCAAGAGACACAGGAUUCCGUCUUUGCAUUGUGCCGAACAUGGAUGAGAGGACGAGAGGAUGUGGAUUCGCCCUCAGAUGAGCCACAAAUCCCCCCACCACGAGCUCCUUCUCCACCCGAUCAUAUGCUUGACUUAUUGGCUACAAAGGAUAUCAGAAUGUUACCUGGCGCGAUUCACUCAAUCCCUAAUGAAAUCUCUCCGCCGACUCGCUUGCACGUGGAACGGGUUGAUGAUCGGAUAAAUCUAUCUGAUCCUGUACAAGCGAUGCGUGAAUAUUCAUAUCAUUGGAAUAACGUGAAGAACAAAUGGAAAGAGUAUUCGAAAAAGCGUGAAGCGCCUUAUGAAAGAAGCAUCAAACUCAUCGAUACUGUUUACCAUAUUGCUCAACAAAAUCAACAUUAU
Molecule: messenger RNA, 708 nt
Organism: Mesorhabditis belari
Lineage: Eukaryota; Metazoa; Nematoda; Chromadorea; Rhabditida; Rhabditidae
Source: the annotation of a GenBank genome assembly